AACUGGGAUAACUAUACUAUCAAACUCAGAUUCCUUCAAGACCACAAUGAGCAGGUCGAAUGUUUGUUCCCCAUAAAGGGUAUUCAGGAUUCUCGUAUGUCAUAUCCCCGCAUAUAACACAGAGUCUCUUCCUUCGUCUCCGGUUUAAGUUCAGAUUUAAAGUUGUUUAUUUUAAACUGAAAAUGUCUAUUUAUGUAUAAAUUUGAGAUUGAUUUAAAAUUAGAAAUAAGUUAGAAAUUGUUAUGUCAAAACUCAAAAUAUAAUCUCUCUCUCGGGUUCGUGUUUGGCAAAGGGACUUCUGGGCUUUUUUGACAUAGAAGUCCACUUCUACUUAAAUGGAUGUGUUUGGCUAAUUCUGAGAAACACUUAUAUUGAAGUUUAGAAGUCCAAAAACAAAAUUAGGAAACCUAUCUUAUUUUGGAGUUUUAACUUCUUCUAACACUUAUAAUCUAUUUAUUUCCAAACACUUUUAAUAAUUUAAAUUUAUAAGUUCAAAUCAACUUUUCGCUUAUAACAUAUUUUUUUAUUUUAAACAAUUAGUAAUUUCUUUUAAGCCCAGCCAUUUCGAACCAAAAUUUUCACAACAUUGAUCUUUCCCCACCCGAUCCCGGUCCAGAAGCACAACUGUUCCGACAGUGAUUGAGCCCAAAAUUUCCAUCGGACAAGGUCACCCGACUUUGUCGGUACUGCUACAUUCUUCUACAAACUCGCACGCAAUUUUCCACAAGGCAUUCUCAUUGACGCCGCUAUAAAAAUCUUCCACAAGUCAACUCUAACAAGUCUAGCUCCACUCAUUUAUAAGCAUCUUAUUAUUCUGUCGUAGUAAAAUAAACUCGCUCGACUCUAUUUCAUCAGCCACGACUAAAACAAUAAUGGUAGAAAUGAAGCGGUGGGGGGAAACAAUCACGGUGGUGGUACUGGCGGUGACAAUGGUGAUAGAAUCGGCUAUGUCAGAUCCGCAAGCUAAUAAGAUAAGCAAAACUGGGCGAGAGUCCAGCGGGUUUGAUGCUAGAAAUCCAUCAGAAUUCUUCAGAAAUGUGAAUGCCACUCUCGCGGACCUCAGACGACAGUUAUCUGUAGAAAAAAACUUUGCCACCGCAGAGGCCAGUGCCGCGGAACCUGUGUACACUUUGUUCCAGUGCAGAGAUUAUCUAUCCACUGCAGACUGCGUCGCUUGCUUUAAUGUAGCCACAGCUGAUAUUGGCAAAAUUUGCAAGUUAAAUAACGGCGCUCGGGUCAUAUAUGAUGGUUGCUACCUGAGGUACGAGGUGCGGUCCUUCUUUACAGAGAUAGAGCUUGGAACUUCAUCUGAGGUAUGCGCGGACAACAAGACUGUACCCGCACAAGCUGCUUUUACUUUAGUUGCAGUACAGUUGCUGAAGGAUCUUGCAGAUGCCACACCAAAGAUAAAGAACUUCUUUGGAGCGGCGAAAAGGCAAGUGUUUGAUGGCGGUCCGUCAGCAAAAGCAUCUGUUACAGUUUACGCUGUGGCACAAUGUCUUGGCACCGUAAGCCAGGGUGAUUGCGGAAAAUGCUUGAUGGGAGGAUACAGUAACAUACAAACAUGCCUUUCUCAAUCAGGAGGAAGCUCGGGAGGAGGAAGUUCAGCAUCUGGUGGUUGUUUCCUGAGAUACUCCGUGACGCCUUUUUUUUCUGAUAAUGAUAUAACAAAUAUCAUGCCUUACUUGCAAAAAGGUAGCUCCAGCAAGAAGACGGCCAUCAUUGCUGGUGGAGUUGGAGCUGUAAGCCUUCUCUUGCUCACGAUUGCCUUACUUCUAUGGUAUCGAUCAUCACAAAAGCGUAGAACAGCUAAUAGAGGUGAUAUACUAGGGGUAACUAAGUUGCAGGGACCAACUAUAUACAGAUACAAAGAUUUGAAGUCAGCUACCAAGAAUUUCAGUGAAGAAUGCAAAAUAGGAGAAGGCGGCUUUGGAGAUGUAUACAAGGGCAUUAUAUCAAAUGGAAAUAUAGUUGCAGUGAAGAAACAUGCUGUGAGGACAAGCAAAGAAAUGGCAGAUUUUGAGAGUGAAGUUAGGCUUAUAGCUAAUGUUCAUCAUCGAAAUAUCAUCCGUCUCCUAGGAUGCAGUGGCAAAGGACCGGUUCAAAUUCUGGUCUAUGAAUAUAUGGAGAACGGAAGCCUAGAUACAUUCUUAUAUGGCAAUAAACGCGGAACUCUCAGCUGGAAACAACGGAUUGACAUAAUCCUCGGUAUUGCUAGAGGUCUUGCCUAUCUCCACGAACAAUUUCAUGUAUGUAUCAUACAUCGAGAUGUGAAAUCUAGCAAUAUCUUACUGGAUGACGAUUUCCAACCCAAGAUCGCUGAUUUUGGGUUGGCAAGACUUUUACCAACGGAUCCAAGUCAUCUUACCACUAGAUUUGCAGGGACUUUGGGUUACACAGCACCAGAGUACGCAAUCAACGGGCACUUGUCUGAGAAAGUGGAUACCUACGGGUUCGGAGUCGUGGUCCUCGAAGUUUUAAGUGGUCAAAACUGCAAUAAGAUGAAGAAUGAGCUUCUAACCCAAUCUCUUCUUGAAUAUGCAUGGAAAUCAUAUAAUAAUGGCACGCAUGAGGAUUUGAUAGAUGAGACAAUAGAUUCGAGUGAAUAUAAUGUCGAAAAUGCCAAGAAGAUGAUAGAGAUUGCUUUGAAGUGCACUCAGUCACCGGUUUCUUUGAGGCCAACAAUGUCUGAAGUUGUAGUGAUGCUUGUGAAUGAUGCAUCCCCAGAACCUAAGCAGACAAACUAGGGUCCAGUCUAAUAACAAUAUUAACGAGGAUGUCCAAUAUAUUGGAUGAUCCUCCUGCUACAGAUAUAAGUUACGGUAUAAUCAUAUUAUAUUUUUAAGUUUACAAUAACCUUCUGUCUAAAACUUUCCGGUACAGAACUGAUCUUGAUAGUUCACGAAUUAUCAGUGAAGAAAUAAAUAAAUUUUGGAAAUUUAGUUAGUUUGAUCUUACAUUGCUUGCAAAAGCAUAUUAGUUAUUCUGUUGACUCUAGAACUUAUGUUAUCUUUUGAAAUGGCAUUUACUUUUAUGUCUGUUGUAAUAACUGCGAUCACUUGAAUUAUGAAGAGAACAAAGUCUGUAGAGAGCUCAGGAAAAUACAAAAACCAGUAUAGAGAAAAAUUGAGCAAUUCUGAUUCCCUUUGUGUGGAUCCACAAAUAUUUCAGGCACUCUCCUCUAAAAAGUUAAAUCAAGAA
Molecule: messenger RNA, 3201 nt
Organism: Daucus carota subsp. sativus
Lineage: Eukaryota; Viridiplantae; Streptophyta; Magnoliopsida; Apiales; Apiaceae
Product: cold-responsive protein kinase 1
Biological process (GO): protein phosphorylation
Molecular function (GO): protein serine/threonine kinase activity; ATP binding
Source: RefSeq, a predicted model, not a curated record